GUGAGUUGGCAGAGGUCACCCUCGGAGUAAUAAGCAAGAGGGAAACACAGCAUGGAUGCGCUUAGUGUGUGCAACAGCAGAUCAGGUUGUCCUGGAUCCUACAGAUGCUUCACGGGACGCUGAGGGCGAGGACGAGAUGACCAACACGUCGGUCUCAACGGUAACAGACUCACACCCGUCCACCGGCUGGUCAGCGGUCUCUGUGACCCCCGCGGUUACGAAUGUCACAGACUGGGAGCGCGAUGCUCUUCUGGCUGUGGCCGAGGUCGUGGUGCUGACGGUCAUCUUGGUGAUGGCGCUGCUCGGUAACGGGCUGGUGCUGGUAGUGUUGCUGAGGCGGAGACGACACCACAACAACCCGCUGCACCAGUUCAUGCUCAACCUCUGUGUGGCCGACCUGGUGGUGGCACUGUUCCAGGUGUUGCCCCAGCUGGUGUGGGACGCUAAAGGCAGCUUUCCUGGCCCGGACAUCCUGUGUCGCCUGGUGAAAUACCUGCAGGUCCUCGGGAUGUUCAGCUCCUCCUACAUGAUUGUAGCCAUGACGGUGGACCGACAUUACGCCAUCUGCUGGCCCCUGCUGGCGCACCGCAGCGGGGCCACCCAACGCUGGAACAGCUUCAUACUGCUGGCCUGGGGUCUGUCACUGCUGCUCAGCCUGCCACAGGUUUUCAUCUUCUCCCAAUCAGAAGUGGUUCCAGGUGUCUACGAGUGUUGGGGCAACUUUGCCGAGUCCUGGGGCCUCAAAGCAUACGUGACCUGGAUGACCCUGGCUGUCUUCAUCCUCCCGGUCCUCAUCAUCACCGUCUGCCAGGUGCGAAUCUUCAUGGAGAUCCACAACAAUCUGUACCUGAAGUCAGAGCGCCGCCUGUCCCCCGCCUCCUUCCCUCCAUCCAGACGGGACAGCCAGGGAGGAGGAGGAGGAGGCGGCGGCGGCAGAGGGAGAUCCAGUCUCUCCCUGUAUGUUUCUCCACUCAAGUUCAACAACCCCGGGAGUGACACCAGCUUUGACCCCGGAUCCAUCUAUCAGCACCCGCCCAUGGGUCCACUCGGGUCCAACAGCAUGGUGUCACAUUGUGAUAUUCACACCUGCACUGCUGUUCACCCAGCUGAGCUGCAGCCCAAUGUGCUGCCGGGCCCUGUAGCGCCCUCUGCUGUCUGCUGCCCCCCGCCCAAAGCCCCCCCGGCCCGCGGUGGAGAGGUAUCAGCGGCCAUGUCCAAGACAGUGAGGAUGACGCUGGUCAUAGUGCUCGUGUACUCGCUCUGCUGGGCCCCUUUCUUCAGCGUCCAGCUGUGGGCCGCCUGGGACCCCAAUCCACCUCAGAAUGGUGUGGUGUUCACCUUGCUGAUGCUGCUGGCCAGUCUGAACUCCUGCACCAACCCCUGGAUCUACUCCGCCUUCUCCAGCAGCGUCUCUCCGGAGCUCCGCCUGCUGCUGCUCUGUCGCACUCACUCACAGCGCCGGGGCUCGUUACCCAACGACUCCACCACCACACACACCUCCAACAACUGAACAAUACACACCAUCAACACAGUCGGCCUAUAGUCGGAACUAUAGUCUAUGAACAGCAGCUCCCUUUCUUGUCCAGGCGAGAUAGCGUGGUGUGGAGGAUACAAUCCACCUCCCAGCCCUAAAGUUCACUAAUUCACAAGUUGUAUCUCAUGUGUCACGUUAUACUAAUCUGCAAUAAAAUCAAAGUGUGGAAAGACAUUUCUCCAUUUGGAAGGUUGUGUACCUGACAAGCAGCCAGCAGAGACUCUAGUCUAGUUUCUGCUUUUAUCUUAAAAUAAAUAAAUAAAUAAAAAUAAAUAGUUGACAAACCCACGUAAAAUCACAACUUCUCAUUUUUUAACUUUGUUUUUUUGCUGCUCACUGGGCAAGAAGUAUGUCGAACACGGCUAAUCAUAUUGUAUUCCCCACAGCGUUAAACUAUAUUCCUGUAAGUACAACCAGUAGUUUAGAUGAAAACUGCGGCAAUGUGUUUUAUAAAGUGUAAUUCUUGUAAAAGCAAGUGUUUGGGUGAUUUCUCCACACUUUAGUGAAAGAAAUAAAAUCAAUUUUCUUCAUUUUUUUUUUUUUCCAACAGAAAAUAAAUAAAAGAAAAUGUU
Molecule: messenger RNA, 2106 nt
Organism: Anarrhichthys ocellatus (wolf-eel)
Lineage: Eukaryota; Metazoa; Chordata; Actinopteri; Perciformes; Anarhichadidae
Product: vasopressin V2 receptor-like
Exons: 7
Coding region: 56-1510 (484 amino acids)
Biological process (GO): G protein-coupled receptor signaling pathway; regulation of systemic arterial blood pressure by vasopressin; positive regulation of vasoconstriction
Cellular component (GO): plasma membrane
Molecular function (GO): peptide binding; vasopressin receptor activity
Source: RefSeq, a predicted model, not a curated record